UUUGUCAUUGUCACUUGUAAUGUCAAAACUCUACAAAAUAAAAAUUUUUGUUCGUCCGUUCCGAUCGCAGAGGAGAUAUGUAAUAACAAAUACAUAUUUUGCUAACAUAGAAAUCAGCUUUAUAGCACGUGGAAUAAAAAGCAAUAUCCAAUAUUUUUUGUCUUAAAGAUGGCUACCAAAACAAUUGCCAGUGCAACAGUAAGGGCUGUUAAAAAAAGGGUGCUCCCUUCACGGGCUGCAUUAGUUCUGACUCCAACCGCAGUGCAAAAAGUGAAAGAGAUUAUGUCGAAGGAAGAAGCUAAAGGUUUCAUAGGAUUGAAAGUAGGAGUUAGACAAAGAGGUUGUAAUGGGUUAUCCUACACAUUAGAUUAUGCAACAACUAAAGGCAAAUUGGAUGAAGAGGUGAAACAGGAUGGUGUAACAAUUAUAAUAGACAAGAAAGCACAGUUAACCUUGUUAGGUACUGAAAUGGAUUUUGUAGAGGAUAAGCUUUCAGCUGAAUUUGUUUUUAACAAUCCAAACAUAAAAGGCACAUGUGGCUGUGGGGAAUCAUUUAGUAUAUAAAAUGAACCACAAAUCUGUAUUGCCUAGUCUCACAUUAAUGAAGCUUAGAUCUUUUGAUUGUAGAUAAAAAUUGUCAAGCACCUUUUAUUUCCUGGUAAUUUUAAAAAGUUAGGCAAAAAUAGUGUUAAGACUUUGUUGUGAUGAAUAGAUUGUAUUUUAUUGUACAGUAGAUGUUAUAUGUUGACAGAUGUAAUAUACUUUUUUUUU
Molecule: messenger RNA, 771 nt
Organism: Papilio polytes (common Mormon)
Lineage: Eukaryota; Metazoa; Arthropoda; Insecta; Lepidoptera; Papilionidae
Gene: MagR
Product: iron-sulfur cluster assembly 1 homolog, mitochondrial
Exons: 3
Coding region: 169-564 (131 amino acids)
Biological process (GO): iron-sulfur cluster assembly
Cellular component (GO): cytoplasm; mitochondrion
Molecular function (GO): 2 iron, 2 sulfur cluster binding
Source: RefSeq, a predicted model, not a curated record